Molecule: messenger RNA, 920 nt
Organism: Alternaria rosae
Lineage: Eukaryota; Fungi; Ascomycota; Dothideomycetes; Pleosporales; Pleosporaceae
Product: histone-fold-containing protein
Exons: 3
Coding region: 210-641 (143 amino acids)
Biological process (GO): RNA polymerase II preinitiation complex assembly; negative regulation of transcription by RNA polymerase II; chromatin remodeling
Cellular component (GO): negative cofactor 2 complex
Molecular function (GO): TBP-class protein binding; core promoter sequence-specific DNA binding; general transcription initiation factor activity
Source: RefSeq, a predicted model, not a curated record
UAAGCCUCGUACAUCAUGGCUGUAUUUCGGGUGGCUGCCGUGGUUACACAGUAAACGCUCGAUGAUGCCAGAUACCUAGGCAAAGGGUCUUCGGCCAAACAGCCGGCCCGUGCCCCGGCCUCUCUGCAUUUCUUACUUAGCAGGGCUGCAACCGCGCGCAGUACCGAAGCUCAAAGCCAACACCACACGCUGCCGCGCAUCCACCCACCAUGUCUGACCGCGAAUUCGGUGGCAACGACGAUCUGUCGCUGCCCAAAGCGACCGUCCAAAAGAUUGUCCAAGACAUCCUGGCCAGCGAGCCUGGCAUGACCUUUGCAAAGGAUUCGCGCGACCUUCUGAUCGAAUGCUGCGUCGAGUUCAUUACUCUCAUCUCCUCCGAGGCCAACGAAAUCGCCGAGAAGGACGCCAAAAAGACGAUAGCCUGCGAACAUGUCAAGGCUGCCCUGGAAGAGCUAGAUUUUGGCGACUAUGUCCCAGCCAUUCUCGAGGUCGCGCAAGACUACAAGAAGCAGCAGCAAAAUCGCGAAAAGAAGCAGACCAAGAUCGAGCAGAGCGGCAUGACCGAAGAGCAACUCAUCGCUGCGCAAGAAGAGCUGUUCAAGAACGCGACGAGCAAGUUCAACGCGCCACCCGCACAGUGAUGUUAUAUCCCAUGGACGACUUGUACGAAUAAUGGCUCGAGUUGCGCGGCGUUAUGUAGGCAUUGCGAAGGCGUGAGGCAGGCGUUUGGCUUAGAUUAGGGACACAUCAAAGGCAUCCAGGGUGCGGGCAGGCACACAUGCACCAUGUUUUCAGCAUAGAUUUAGGCGUUAUCCAAAGGCGAUGAAAGCCCAUGAGGCAGCGACACGAAAUCGAACGUGUCACUACAACCACCACCAUAGUUCAUUUACUCACUUCCACUGCUUUGUGAAUGCGCGCCG